This is a messenger RNA of Dentiscutata heterogama, 1058 nucleotides long. The record is from the annotation of a GenBank genome assembly. NCBI's taxonomy places the organism in Eukaryota, Fungi, Glomeromycota, Glomeromycetes, Diversisporales, Gigasporaceae.
AACGUGAUGGAUACCCAUCCGAUCCAAAUAACAUCUUUUUAACGCAAGGUGCUUCAACGGGUGUACAAAAUGUGUUACAACUUAUUAUCGCACAUUCCAAUGUUGGCAUUAUGAUACCUAUCCCACAAUACCCUCUUUAUAGCGCUACAUUAUCACUUUUUGAUGCACAACCAGUACCUUAUUACUUAAAUGAAGAAGAGAAUUGGAGUUUAGAUAUUUCUCAGUUAACCUCAUCCCUUUCCAUUGCACGUGACAAAGGAUUAGACGUUCGUGCACUAGUUAUCAUUAAUCCUGGUAACCCAACUGGACAAUGUUUAACUGAACAAAAUAUGCGUGAAAUAAUUGAUUUCUGUCAUCAGCAACACAUUGUUCUUCUUGCUGAUGAAGUAUACCAAACAAAUAUAUAUCAACCCACUGAACGUCCUUUCCAUUCCUUUAAAAAAGUGCUAAGAUCUAUGGGUAGUAAAUAUGACCAACUUGAAUUGUUUUCUUUCCAUUCUGUUUCAAAAGGUAUGAUAGGUGAAUGUGGACGAAGAGGUGGCUACUAUGAAUGUACUGGUAUCGACAAACAAGUUAUGGAUCAACUUUAUAAGGUUGCAUCUGUUGGCCUUUGCCCGAAUGUUCCAGGACAAAUCAUGGUUGAUUUGAUGGUGCGUUCACCGAAACGUGGUGAUAAAAGCUAUCCAUUAUACCAAAAAGAAAUAAGUAAUAUAUUCGAAAGCUUACGAAGACGAAGUAUCAAAUUAAGUGAAUUGUUCAAUUCUUUGGAAGGAGUUUCAUGUAAAGAUGCUCAGGGGUCCAUGUACUUGUUCCCGAGAAUUAGGCUUCCAGUCAAAGCAAUAGAAGCUGCUAAAGCGGUAGGAAAGCAACCCGAUGAAUUUUAUUGCUUAGAAAUGCUUAAUGCUACAGGUGUAUGUGUUGUACCUGGUAGUGGAUUUGGUCAAGAAGAUGGUACAUGGCAUUUUCGUAGUACAUUCUUACCACCUGAAGAAUUAUUUGAUGGGUUUUGUGAAAGAUUGAAAAAUUUUCAUAAAGAAUUCCUAGCAAAGUAUAAUUGA